UGGUCUUCCAGCUCCAUCUUUUGUCACUGCUAACAUCUGAUUGCAUUUUCUUUCAAUCUUUGAAAAUCCUUCUCUGCUAACAUAAGAAAUAUUCUACUUUUCCAUUCAUCUGCUAAGCUAUGGCGAGGACCGGAAACAAGAGUUUACAAGCCAAACUGGUGCUUCUUGGAGACAUGGGAACAGGGAAGACAAGCUUGGUUCUUAGAUUUGUCAAAGGCCAAUUUUCUGAGUACCAGGAAUCAACAAUUGGAGCAGCAUUCUUCACUCAGGUUUUGUCUUUGAAUGAAGCCACGGUGAAGUUUGAUAUAUGGGACACUGCAGGGCAAGAACGAUACCACAGUUUGGCUCCUAUGUACUAUCGUGGUGCUGCUUCUGCUAUAGUUGUCUAUGACAUUACAAGCAUGGAAUCUUUUGUGAGAGCAAAGAAGUGGGUUCGAGAAGUGCAAAGACAAGCAAAUCCAAAUUUGAUCAUGUUUUUGGUGGCUAACAAGGCUGAUUUGGAAGAUGAGAGAAAAGUCAGAAAUGAGGAUGGUGAGGAAUAUGCCAAAGAAAAUGGUAUGACCUUUUUUGAAACUUCAGCAAAAACCGCACAGAAUGUCAAUGAGCUCUUCUAUGAAAUAGCUAAGAGAUUGGCAAAAGCUAAUCCUUCACGUCAAACCGGAAUCAAGCUGCAAAGCAGACCUCAAGAAAGAAGAAGAAUGUUUUGUUGUGCUUAAUAGCAUGUCUUUGAUCUUUUCAAUUUGAAAGUAUCGUUAUGUUUAAUGGCAUGUCUAUUGUACUCAAAUAAACUUGGAUACAUAACUCUAAUACCAAGUUCUCACUGGGGAAUCAUCAAAUCACUCACGAGUUGGCCUGCUACUUAAGGAGUAUGGACCAGUGAGAACCAGAUCCAUUGUUUAUCUCUACAUGCUUUCUCAGACAAGAAGUCAAUGUACAUUGUAUGAUGUUACACCCUAAGUUGGUAACAUUUGGUGUGGGCGAAUUUCUCUUUGUUUGUUCCAACAGACAAAGCUUUUUUUUCUUUAAUUGAAUGUUGUAUUUGUUCAUUUAUAUACAACAAAGAUUUACCAGAA
Molecule: messenger RNA, 1073 nt
Organism: Lotus japonicus
Lineage: Eukaryota; Viridiplantae; Streptophyta; Magnoliopsida; Fabales; Fabaceae
Product: ras-related protein Rab5-like
Exons: 7
Coding region: 120-716 (198 amino acids)
Molecular function (GO): GTP binding; GTPase activity
Source: RefSeq, a predicted model, not a curated record